AGUUAACUCCCCCGUCAAUUCGUGGUGGGCCCAUAAGCAAGCCACCUCCGCGUUUUCACCAGCCACUUAUACUUGGCGCUCCGCACCGCUGGUCCACUGAAGCCGGGGGACCGAUGGACCUCGGCACGGACGGUUAAUCGUACCAGCGAGGAGGUGAACUGAGACCGAGCCAUUGAUUCAACAUCAUCAAACCGCCCAACAAUUUUGUCAUAAAGUGAACCUUGACCUCUCACCUUUACAAAAGCAAAACACACCUCACUUACAUACACACACACAUAUUUCAGAUACAGAACGACCAUCUUCAACAUGUCGGCGCAGAUCCCCAUUGCUGUCAGUGGCCGCGUGAGCGACAGGGCAAAGAAAACUUUGGAUAUUGUCGCGAAGUUUGUGGAGGAGGACUGUAUCCCUGCCGAUGCCGUCUAUGAAGCCCAGAUUGGCGCGGGGGAUGCGAGGUGGAACUCGCACCCGCCAAUUCUCGAGGACCUCAAAAAGAAGGCUCGGUCUCUAGGCCUUUGGAACAUGUUCCUUCCCAAGGGCCACUACAAGGAGUCGCCGGGCUGGACCAACCUCGAGUAUGGCCUGAUGGCCGAGUGGCUGGGCAAGUCGAGGACCGCCUCUGAGGCUGUCAAUUGCGCCGCCCCAGACACGGGCAACAUGGAGGUGUUGGCCAAGUACGGCAAUGAUGCGCAAAAGGCCAAAUGGUUGAAGCCGUUGAUGGAUGGCGAGAUCCGCUCGGCCUUCCUGAUGACGGAGCCCCAGGUUGCUUCAUCUGAUGCGCGCAACAUCGAGAUGAAGAUUGAGCGGGACGGCGAUCACUACGUGCUGAACGGCCAGAAAUGGUGGUCCAGCGGUGCCGGUGACCCCCGGUGCAAGGUCUACAUCGUCAUGGGAAAGAGCGAUGCCAACAACAAGGACCCUUACAGGCAGCAAUCCGUUAUCGUUGUCCCCGCGGAGGCCCAGGGCAUCACCAUCCACCGCAUGCUCUCCGUUUACGGGUACGACGAUGCCCCUCACGGUCACGGUCACAUCACCUUCAAGGACGUCCGCGUGCCGGCCGGCAAUCUCGUGCUCGGCGAGGGCCGCGGUUUCGAGAUCAUUCAAGGUCGUCUUGGCCCCGGCCGCAUCCACCACGCGAUGCGGACGAUUGGAGCGUCUGAGCGGGCUCUAGAAUGGAUGCUCAUGCGGAUCAACGACCCCAAGAAGACGACCUUUGGCAAGCAGCUGCGCGAGCACGGCGUCAUCCUGGAGUGGGUUGCCAAGUCCCGGAUCGAGAUCGAUGCCGCGCGCCUUAUUGUGCUCAACGCGGCCAUCAAGAUGGACGACCACGGGCCCAAGGCCGCGCUCAAGGAAAUUGCUCAGGCGAAGGUCCUCGUUCCCCAGACAGCAUUGACCGUCAUCGACCGGGCGGUCCAAUCAUUUGGUGGCGCGGGUGUGAGCCAGGAUACGCCACUGGCUAGCAUGUGGGCCGGUAUCAGGACGCUGAGGCUGGCGGAUGGUCCCGACGAGGUGCACCUGCAGCAAAUGGGCAGGAAUGAAAAUAAGCGCGGCAAGGAGGUUGCCGAAAAGAUUGCUGCACAGAAGACCAAGUCCGAGCAGCUGAUGAAGCAGUACGGUGUUGAACGGACCGAGAUUGGGUCCAACAUCAAGCGAUCGACUUAGAAACCUGGUUAUGACUCAUGUUUGUGUUUGUAAAGUUUACUUAGCACUGCCCAAUAUAGGCACCUAACUGAUGCCCGGCAAUUGUCUCGUGUUCAAUUUCUUUGUUGGCCGGUUGAUCCCGUCUCG
This is a messenger RNA of Chaetomium fimeti, 1785 nucleotides long. Its product is annotated as acyl-CoA dehydrogenase/oxidase. The record is from RefSeq and is a predicted model, not a curated record. Gene Ontology annotation, cellular component: cytoplasm. Gene Ontology annotation, molecular function: flavin adenine dinucleotide binding; acyl-CoA dehydrogenase activity. Lineage: Eukaryota; Fungi; Ascomycota; Sordariomycetes; Sordariales; Chaetomiaceae. Bases 307 to 1659 code for a protein of 450 amino acids. The transcript has 4 exons. Gene Ontology annotation, biological process: fatty acid beta-oxidation using acyl-CoA dehydrogenase.